ACUAGAGGCUUCAGCUCGGUUCGCUUUAGUUCUCCUGUCCGCUGGCUUCCCGGAGACUGUCACCGGGCGGGUGUCCGAGCUCACGGCAGCGCGGCCCGGGUAGGGUCGGCUUCGUCCCCAAGCUCGCAGUCCCGGCCGCCGUCUUCGGGGGCGACAUGGCCGGGGCCCGCUGCGGUCGUCCGAGCGUGAGGCCGCCCCUCGCAGCCCGCGCGCUCCAGUGGCCCCUGGGCCAGCGGGCCCCGGUGUCGUCCUAAGCAACCCCGUCCGCGCCCCGCGGGCUCGGCGCUCACGGCCGCAUGGCCUCCGAGGCGCCCUCGCCGCCUUCGCCGCCGCCGCCCGCCUCCCCCGAGCCGGAGCUGGCGCAGCUCAGGCGGAAGGUGGAGAAGUUGGAGCGCGAGCUGCGGAGCUGCCGGAGGCAGGUGCGGGAGGUGGAGAAGCUGCUGCAGCACACGGAGCGGCUCUACCGCAACGCCGAGAGCGACAACCAGGAGCUCCGCACGCAGGUAGAAGAACUUAGUAAAAUACUCCAUUGUGGGAAAAAUGAAGAUAAUCCGAAGUCUGAUGUAGAAGUACAGACAGAGAGCCAUGCUCCUUGGGCGAGUUCAGAUUAUUACUAUCAGACAUAUUAUAAUGAUGACGGUCUUCCCAGUAGAGAGACGGAACUGUGUGAACAGCAGAGUCAGUAUGCUCAGGCUUCUGCUCUUAACCCUAAGGAUGAGUCACACAUAGACAAUGGGAGUUAUGCUGGCCCUGAUGGCACAGAGGGCGUUAGCCAUAGACAGGAGGAUGCCGUCACCUCUGACUCACAGGAGAGUGUGUCCACGCUAGCAGAAGGCCCAGCACUCGAAGGGUCCUCGCUUGCUGAGAGCUUGAGAGCCGCAGCGGAGGCUGCUGUUUCGCAGACCGGCUUCACCUAUGACGAGAGCACAGGCUUAUAUUUUGACCACAGCACUGGUUUCUAUUAUGAUUCUGAAAACCAGCUGUAUUACGACCCUUCCACCGGGAUUUAUUACUACUGCGACGUGGAGAGCGGUCGGUACCAGUUUCACUCUCGCGUAGACCUGCAGCCUUACCAGACCCCUAGCACAAAACCAAACAGAGAUAGAAGGUUGAAGAAGAGAAGAAAGGAGCCAGGAUUUUAUACAGCAAAUGAAGGAAAGGAUUUGAGCUCAGAAGAUCAGAAAGUCUGCAGUGUAGACUAUAUAAACUGCAGUGAGGAUGAACAUUCUGGAAAUGUGAAAAAGAAGGCCAGAACAGACACUUCUCACAAAAGCAGUCCCUUACAGCUCACGGUGGCAGUUAGUGGAGACACUGUGGAGUCUCCUGGAGAUGAUAACUCAGCGUCAUCUAAGGAUGAGAGAAUGGGAGAGAGUGAGAGCGAGCCAGAAGAAGGUGAGAUCACAGACUCUCAGAGUGAGAAGAGCUAUGAUGGAGACAGUAGCAGUGGGGACAGGGAGACCUCAGAAGAAUCUGACGAUGAAGAUGAGGAAAGAAUUUGGCCGCCCUGUAUUCGGGUGAUUGUCAUUAGGUCUCCAGUGUUGCAGAUGGGCUCGCUGUUUAUCAUCACUGCUGUGAGCCCAGCCACCAUUGGGAGAGAGAAGGACAUGGAGCAUACUGUGAGAAUCCCUGAAGUCGCUGUUAGUAAGUUCCAUGCAGAAGUUUAUUUCGACCAUGACUUGCAAAGCUACGUUCUUGUGGAUCAGGGCAGCCAGAAUGGUACCAUUGUCAACGGGAAACAGAUUCUUCAGCCAAAAACUAAAUGUGAUCCUUACGUCCUUGAACACGGUGACGAAGUGAAAAUUGGGGAGACUGUGCUGUCUUUUCACAUUCACCCUGGCAGUGAGACGUGCGAUGGCUGUGAGCCGGGGCAAGUCAGAGCUCACCUCCGCCUUGAUAGAAAGGAUGAGCCUCUGGUUGGUCCAGCACUAAGUAAGGAGGAAAAAGAGUUGGAGAGAAGAAAAGCACUCAAGAAAAUACGAGUAAAGUAUGGCUUGCAGAAUACAGACUAUGAAGCUGAAAAAGCACUGAAGAACCCUAAGUAUAAAGACAGAGCUGGGAAACGCAGGGAGCAGGUGGGGAGCGAAGGGACUUUCCAAAGAGAUGACGCCCCUGCAUCUGUUCACUCUGAAAUUACAGAUAGCAACAAAGGCCGAAAGAUGUUGGAGAAGAUGGGGUGGAAACAGGGAGAAGGCCUUGGGAAGGAUGGUGGAGGGAUGAAAACGCCGAUCCAGCUUCAGCUUCGACGGACACAUGCCGGCUUGGGGACAGGGAAGCCGUCCUCGAUUGAUGACGUUGACCUCCUUCAGAAUAAGAGCAAAAAACACUGGGACAAAGCCCGGGAGCGGUUUGCGGAAACCUUCACAGAAAACAAACCUCGGAAAGAGGCCCCAGGGGCAGUGCCGUGGGUGACAGGGACUGCAGAGUAAAGGCCUGUCUGUCACACGGGAACUCGGAGCUUCAAAGGAGAAAGAGUUUGCAAACUUUAAUGUAGAAGCUGUGCUCCUAGAAAGUCACUGGAGGAACUCUCAAGAUGGCUCCCUGGUCGACACGUGUGGGGACAUGUGGCUUGUAGCUUGUAGAAAGCAGUUCUUACCCACCAAGCAGGAGCUUGUGCAGGAAGUGGGCUCAAAGAGCUGCCAGACCUUUGUUGUUGUGGCCUGUCACUCACCCUGUGGAGAGCAGCUGACCAUGUGAGCAGCGCACGUAACCACUACUGACUCCAGUGCGUGUCCUGUCUCUGUCAUCAUUACCAUGACACACAGACAUCAGACCUUUAUAAAACAAUUCUAUGUGUAUACUUGUUUACACCUUUUAGAGCUUAGGGUUUUUUAAAAAGUCGAGAAACCAUGGGUAGUGGAGCCUAAUUUUACUAUCCUUGAAAUAACUGCAGUAAUAAUAGUGAAGAAUUGAUGGCAGGUGACAGACUGUAGGAAAUUAGUCUCACACUGUUUUCUUCUGUGAAGAAUGUUGGUUUGUACUAUAGAGUCAGCUUUGCCUUUGGUUUGUCCUAGCUGAUGGAGUAUUUCAUAUAGACGACUGGGUGCAGUGCUGGCAUAUUCAGUAUGCUAGCAUUUUUAGUUUUGAUAAAUACCAUUGCGGGCAAUGGGACUGUGCUCGAGAAAUCUGAUGACUAGGGCAGAUGGGUUACUAGGCCAAGGCUUCAAACAUUUACUGGAAAUGUCUUCAAAUGCAA
Messenger RNA from Mus caroli (Ryukyu mouse), 3193 nucleotides. It is a transcript of the gene Aggf1, whose product is annotated as angiogenic factor with G-patch and FHA domains 1. Lineage: Eukaryota; Metazoa; Chordata; Mammalia; Rodentia; Muridae. Gene Ontology annotation, molecular function: nucleic acid binding; protein binding. The record is from RefSeq and is a predicted model, not a curated record. Gene Ontology annotation, biological process: positive regulation of angiogenesis.